GCGCGCGAGCCGAGCUGGGGCGGAGGGAGAAGGGGGGAGGUCGCUGUCUAUCUGUCUCCCCCGCCUUUGCCCGGGCCGCUCGAAGUGCAGCAGCGGCGGCGGCGGGAUCCCGAGAGCCGGUGCGGGGAACCGCGGGACGCCCAGGUUCCAGCCGCGCGCGGGAGCGGGCCCGCGGCGGGGAAGGCGGGGACGGUGAGAGCGGCGGUCCCAUCCUCCCACCCAGCCGCCUCGGCCUCGCUGCGCCCCUGCCACCCCGACGCCCGCAGCGGAGCGCGCCCAGGCGCCGAGAGGGACGGCGAGCACGAAUAAAUAGCGGCGGCGGCAGCGCGUCAUCUGGCGGAGCAGGAAGUGCAGGCAGAGUCCGGAGGCCGGUGCUUCCCGCGCGUCCCCAGGACUUUGCCAUGGGCUGGGGGCCGCGCGGGCUGCGAGCAGCCAGCCAAGGGCACCGGCGACGCCGCCCGCACUGGGACUGAGCGAGCAGUGACGCGCGGCGCCGAGAUGGCAGCGUCCAGCAACUCCAGUCUGUCCGGUUCCUCCGUGUCCUCCGAUGCUGAGGAAUAUCAGCCUCCGAUAUGGAAAUCAUACCUGUAUCAGCUGCAGCAAGAGGCGCCUCGUCCCAAGAGGAUCAUUUGUCCCCGGGAGGUGGAAAACAGACCAAAAUAUUAUGGAAGAGAGUUUCAUGGGAUCAUCUCCCGAGAACAAGCUGACGAGCUUCUUGGAGGCGUGGAGGGUGCCUACAUCCUUCGAGAAAGCCAGCGGCAGCCGGGAUGUUACACGCUAGCACUAAGGUUUGGGAACCAGACCUUAAACUACCGGCUCUUCCAUGAUGGGAAGCACUUUGUGGGUGAGAAGAGGUUCGAAUCCAUCCAUGACCUGGUGACCGAUGGCUUGAUCACACUCUACAUAGAGACCAAGGCUGCUGAGUACAUUGCAAAAAUGACCACAAAUCCUAUCUAUGAACACAUUGGAUACGCCACUCUCCUCAGAGAAAAAGUGUCCAGAAGGCUAAGCAGGUCUAAAAACGAAUCGAGGAAAGCAAAUGUCGCCAAUGAGGAACACGCGUCAGUAGAGAAGAUCUCCUCACUUGUCAGAAGAGCUGCCCUCACACACGACAACCACUUCAACUAUGAGAAGACACACAACUUCAAGGUGCACACAUUCCGAGGCCCACACUGGUGUGAAUACUGCGCCAAUUUCAUGUGGGGGCUCAUCGCCCAAGGAGUCCGCUGUUCAGAUUGUGGGUUGAAUGUACACAAACAGUGUUCCAAGCAUGUCCCCAACGACUGCCAGCCUGAUCUCAAGAGGAUCAAGAAAGUGUACUGUUGUGACCUCACCACACUCGUAAAAGCUCACAAUACUCAGAGGCCCAUGGUAGUAGACAUCUGUAUUCGGGAAAUUGAAGCGAGAGGAUUGAAGUCAGAAGGGAUCUACAGAGUCUCUGGGUUCACAGAACACAUCGAAGAUGUCAAGAUGGCAUUUGACAGAGAUGGUGAGAAGGCUGAUAUCUCUGCUAACAUCUACCCAGACAUAAACAUCAUCACUGGAGCCCUGAAACUGUACUUCAGAGACUUACCGAUCCCCGUCAUCACAUAUGACACCUAUUCCAAAUUUAUAGAGGCAGCGAAAAUCUCCAAUGCAGAUGAGAGGCUGGAAGCCGUCCAUGAGGUCCUGAUGCUGCUGCCACCUGCCCACUAUGAGACCCUGCGAUACCUGAUGAUCCACCUCAAAAAGGUUACCAUGAAUGAAAAGGACAAUUUAAUGAACGCAGAAAAUCUGGGAAUUGUGUUCGGGCCCACGCUGAUGAGACCCCCUGAGGACAGUACUCUGACCACCCUCCAUGACAUGCGGUACCAAAAGCUGAUCGUGCAGAUUUUAAUAGAAAACGAAGACGUUCUGUUCUAAUCUAUCAGGGAAAUGAGCUGGUGGCGCUAACGGAAUAAAAACAUUUCUUACACUUGAUUUGUUUUUCAAACAAGUGGUAGGAUUUCCCGGACCACAGUGGACUGCAGUGUUGGGGACUGUGUCUCCCUCCUCCACGUGAGAGCAAGGGUGAGGGUAGGAAACCCCUUACCUUGGGUCUUUUGCCAUGCCUCGUAUAUAUGUCUGUUUUGCUGGAAGAGUGAUUAAUAAAUCUUUCUUUAACUUAUUAAAAAAAAAACGUAGACCUUUAAACGUCAGUCUUACCAUUAAUAAAAUGGAACUUAAUUCAUAAAGGUACUUGGUACAGUAUACAUUUUCCACCUUCACAAAAAGAAGACAAUUCUAUAUGUUAAGUGUUAAAUGAAACCUAUAUUGUAAAAUGUAUUUUAUUUUAGCUGCAAGAAUGUUAUUUUAUUUUAGCAAAUAGAACUCAAUGCAGUGCAUUGGUUAUGGCCCUGUC
Messenger RNA from Alexandromys fortis (reed vole), 2380 nucleotides. It is a transcript of the gene Chn2, whose product is annotated as chimerin 2. Gene Ontology annotation, biological process: signal transduction; regulation of small GTPase mediated signal transduction; positive regulation of GTPase activity. The record is from RefSeq and is a predicted model, not a curated record. The transcript is spliced from 13 exons. Gene Ontology annotation, molecular function: GTPase activator activity. Bases 499 to 1902 code for a protein of 467 amino acids. Lineage: Eukaryota; Metazoa; Chordata; Mammalia; Rodentia; Cricetidae.